Musa acuminata subsp. malaccensis (wild Malaysian banana) is the source of this 612-nucleotide messenger RNA. Its product is annotated as hydrophobic protein LTI6B. NCBI's taxonomy places the organism in Eukaryota, Viridiplantae, Streptophyta, Magnoliopsida, Zingiberales, Musaceae. Gene Ontology annotation, cellular component: membrane. The record is from RefSeq and is a predicted model, not a curated record.
CCUUUCAUUAUUGCCCAUCGUCAUCCAUCGCACACCUCAAGCACGUGUCAUUGCAUCUAUAAGUAACUCGUUCUUACCCACCUUUGCCAUCAAGAAUACGUGUGUCAAAGGUCUUAAGCUUUUCUUCCUCGUCUCUCUUCUUCAGAAGAACAUGAAAGGAGAAGAUCUGCUUCUUUCUAGCUAGAUUUAGAUAUAUCUAUGUAACUUGAGAUCUGAACCAAAAUGGGGACAGCUACUUGCUUGGAUUUACUGGUUGCCAUAAUUCUUCCUCCACUUGGUGUCUUCCUCAAGUUUGGCUGCAAGGUGGAGUUUUGGCUCUGCCUUUUGCUGACCAUCCUCGGCUACAUCCCCGGGAUCAUCUAUGCCGUCUAUGCCAUCACCAAAUAAUUCAUUUCUCGACGGGGAAAAGAAGGAAGAAAUAUGUACUAGAUGAAAAUGUUCCCCUUACUGGCGGUAGAAGUGAGGUUUUAACUGAUGUUAAUUGAAGUAGCAGCGGUGGAGAUGGUGGAGCAGAGUGACAUUUGAAAUGUGUUUCUGUACUCUCCUCUUCUUUGCUGUAUGAUGGUGCUGCAAUUGUUCGUUUAUAGUAAAGAAAGCACAAAGUUUGGGAAA